AGUAAAAGAGUUUGGAUAAGGCAAAGUCAGAGGGUUGAGGAUGAGGAAUACCGUGGGCGUCGACCGUUGGCUUCUCACUACCAACUUCUACUUUCCCCUCAAAUUCACUCCAACAUCCCAUUUUGGCAUUCGAGCUUCCUCCACUACCAACGCUUCAAAGGAAAGUGUUAGUUGCAAGUCGUUAUCAUGUGGAAGGAGAAGUUUACUAUCUAUGACUACUUUGUCUCUUGUUAUGCCCUGUGAUACAGUUAACAAUACCCUUGCAGCUGCUGAUGAGAGUUUUCGCUUAAUGGAAGAGAUCAGGAAGGUAUUAUCCAAGGGCAAGGCUGCUGGAGUACUUCGCCUCGUCUUCCAUGAUGCAGGAACUUUUGAAAUUGAUGAGAAAGUUGGGGGUAUGAAUGGAUCUAUAGUUUUUGAACUUGACAGACCCGAAAACAAAGGCCUUAAGAAAUCUCUGAAGAUUCUGGAGAAAGCAAAGAGUCAAAUAGAUCUUGUGCAACCAGUCUCCUGGGCUGAUAUAAUAGCUUUGGCUGGAGCUGAAGCUGUUUCAUUAUGUGGUGGACCUAGCAUCCCCAUUCAGUUGGGAAGAAUUGAUUCACUGUUGCCUGAUCCUGAAGGACAACUUCCUGAAGAAUCACUAGAUGCCACUAGCUUGAAGCAAUGUUUUGAAAGAAAAGGCUUCUCAACUCAGGAACUUGUUGCCUUGUCCGGCGCGCAUACUCUCGGAAGUAAAGGGUUUGGGAAUCCAAUUGUCUUUGAUAAUGCAUACUUCAAGAUACUCAUGGAGAAGCCAUGGUUGUCCUCAGCCGGCAUGACUAGUAUGGUUGGACUUCCCUCUGAUAGGGCACUUGUUGAAGAUGAUGAAUGUGUAAGAUGGAUAUCAAAGUAUGCUGAGGACCAGAGUUUAUUUUUUGAAGAUUUCAAGAAUGCCUAUACCAAACUUGUCGACACUGGUGCAACUUGGAAAAAAUCAUUGUAGUCCUCAAAAUUAAUCAGCAAUACCUUGUCAUAGCUGGUAACUUGUUUUGGUAUAUACAAGAUUCAAUGACCCAGCACCAAAUUCAGUCACGUGUCAACGGGCAAUCUUCUGAUAGGCAAUUCCUGAACGGAAACUUUGCAGCUGAAGUUCAGAAAUGAGCGGAUGCACUAGAAGAAAAAGAUAUGAAAUCAAAUGUUUUAUGGAGAGGUUUAGCCUUGUCUGCAUUUAUGCUCCAACAACUUGAUCAAAUGAUUGACAACAGUUUCUGCAUGCCAGUAACUACCCGCUACAGGAUGAUAAGAAAUAUUAUCUUGUUACACUUUAUCUAAAUAAAUGUAUGAGAGCAAAAAGGAGGGAAAAUGCGUAUAAAAAUAUACUGCAGCUUCAUUUAGGUGUUCAUAUCACACAGUCAUUUUUUUUCUGGAAACAUUGUCUGAUUAUGUCCAAAGGGUAAUUCCACUAAAUGUUUAUAUUCCUUUUUCUUUUGGACAA
Messenger RNA from Lycium ferocissimum, 1471 nucleotides. RefSeq names its product putative L-ascorbate peroxidase 6. The coding region runs from base 41 to 979 and encodes 312 amino acids. Gene Ontology annotation, molecular function: peroxidase activity; heme binding. Gene Ontology annotation, biological process: hydrogen peroxide catabolic process; cellular response to oxidative stress; response to reactive oxygen species. The transcript is spliced from 10 exons. The record is from RefSeq and is a predicted model, not a curated record. NCBI's taxonomy places the organism in Eukaryota, Viridiplantae, Streptophyta, Magnoliopsida, Solanales, Solanaceae.